CUCUGUUUCUGCUCAUUUAUUCUUCCAGGCCUGCACUGCAACAGAACACACUGGGGUUUGUGAUAAAAUAAUAAAUAAUUGAUAAUCUAACAGUCACAUAACAGAGAGAGUGAAGAAUACGAUCUAGAUCCCAGCUCUGCUUGAUCCAGAAAGUUUCUCAGGAAGAUCUCAUCAUGUACCUGUUGUUGGUGGUCGUCUCUCUUCUGUUUAACUCUGUUCCCUCUCAGAGUCGUCCUACUGAGGAUUUAUUCAAAAAGAUCUCUGGGAAGACAGGAAACAUAACUAAGAAAAAUGACAUGCCAGUGUCAAAUAUAAUCCAGUCCAACAAACAUGAAGGACAGCGAGUGGAUGGGCCCUUGAUCACGUUCGGAGACAUCGCCGUAUCAACAGGGUUCAAGAAUGCAGAUCCGUGCACAGCUCGUGGAUGCAAAUGGGAGAGAAGCACGGAUGGAUUUGUCUAUGUGCCCUACAUGAUCUCCAACCAGUACUCUCCAAAUGAACUACAAGUGAUUAAACAAGGCUUGCAGUCCUUUGCGGAUGUGUCCUGCAUUCGAUUCGUACCACAUGCAGGACAGAGGCACUUUCUACACAUAAUGUCUGAUUCUGGUUGCUAUUCAUAUUUGGGGCGCCAAAGUGAAGGACAGGUUGUUUCUCUCCAGCGUCAUGGGUGUGUCUAUCACCGAAUUGUUCAACAUGAGCUCCUUCAUGCCCUCGGGUUCCAUCAUGAACAGAACCGCAGCGACCGCAACAAACACAUCAAAAUCCUUUUUAAGAACAUCAUACCUGCACAGCAGCACAAUUUCAAGAAAACAAAAACCAAUAAUCUGGCAACCCCCUAUGACUACAACUCUGUGAUGCACUAUAAAAGGUAUGCUUUCUCCAAGAACAACAAUCCGACCAUGAUUCCCAUUCCUGAUAGGAACGCUGUGAUUGGGGAAGCUCAAGAAAUGAGCCCCAAUGACAUCCUGCGCAUUAACAGACUCUACUGCAGUUGAAGUGCUACCAGGCUGCAGGAAGGAUGUGUUUGCUGAUAUUAUUAAUCUUUUCAUCUUAGCAUUCAUCAUUCACAUAUCAUAUCAUGUCUUUUUUCCACAUCACAGUUCCAAAGGAUUUUUUGCUUAAAAAAAUUAAACAGCUUUUUGAAAUCAGACACCUCUUAGUACACAUUCAGUAUCAGAGGCUUGUGAAAAACCAACAAAAGGUGCAUAUAUUGUACAAUUAAAAUGCUUUUUAAAGGGG
This is a messenger RNA of Carassius auratus (goldfish), 1239 nucleotides long. Its product is annotated as low choriolytic enzyme-like. Gene Ontology annotation, biological process: proteolysis. The transcript is spliced from 9 exons. NCBI's taxonomy places the organism in Eukaryota, Metazoa, Chordata, Actinopteri, Cypriniformes, Cyprinidae. Gene Ontology annotation, molecular function: metalloendopeptidase activity; zinc ion binding. Bases 174 to 995 code for a protein of 273 amino acids. The record is from RefSeq and is a predicted model, not a curated record.